Sipha flava (yellow sugarcane aphid) is the source of this 2411-nucleotide messenger RNA. Its product is annotated as MORN repeat-containing protein 3-like. Bases 132 to 920 code for a protein of 262 amino acids. Lineage: Eukaryota; Metazoa; Arthropoda; Insecta; Hemiptera; Aphididae. The record is from RefSeq and is a predicted model, not a curated record. Gene Ontology annotation, cellular component: cytosol. The transcript is spliced from 5 exons.
CGAUCAAGCACAUUAGCCGCUUAGUCCUCCGACACGUUUCUAUAAAAAUUAUCGAGAACGGUUGUACAACGGUAAUAGAUAAUACCGUUUUGUUACGACGCGACCGUCCGGACGGAAAACGUUUUGCGAAGAUGCGCGUGUUCAGAUCGCACGACGAGAUGACGAAACUUCUUGCGACCACUUGCUUUAGGCAUGGCAAGAAUGGACCUACCGAAGUACAGCGACUGGUGCGGUUCUCGAUGAAGAACGGAUUCCAUCCGGGCGUGCACGAGAAGCACGGACUCUACGUCGGAAACUGGGAAAACGACGUGAAACAAGGAAAGGGGAAAAAAAUAUAUAAGAACAAAACGAUUUACGAGGGUGAUUGGUUGGCAAAUAAAAGACAUGGCUACGGUGUACUAACGAAAAAAGUUGAUGACAUCUACAUAUUUGUUUACGAAGGAAAGUGGAUUAACAACCGAUUCGCUGAAGGGAAGUGGUACGAGGAUUGCGGCAUUUACGAUGGCUGCUUUUCCACGACCGGCACCAGAACGAAAUGUGGCUACGGGAUCAUGCGAUGGAACAACGGUGCCGUAUACUGCGGUCAUUGGCGAGACAAUAAGUUCAACGGUAGAGGGCAGUACAUUGAAGCCAACGGUAACGUUUACGAUGGACAGUGGUGCAAGGGGCUUAAACACGGUGAAGGAUUGUACGUGUUUAAAGAAAAAGGCCAAUAUAUGGAGGGCGUUUGGAUCCAAGGAGUACCAAGGGUCGGUGUGAUCAAACAUUUGCGUCACAAGCGAGAUGUUAACGAAGUAGUGACGAUUCCCCAUACAUUACCCAAGAUAUCGGAAUCCAACGAGGAGUGCAUACGAGCCGCGUACGAGAGGGAGAAAUCAGAAACACUCAAACACGCCUAUGAACAACUUGUAUCGUUAUAGUAUAAUAUUAUAAUAUUUGACACGACUACGAGGUGCAACCGUUGUUUUGGCGGUUCAAGAUUCACGUGGACGAAUUUUUUUCCACUCCCCGUUGCGGGUCUCCUCUGCACGAUAUCACCGAGAAACAUGUGAUCAUAUUAUAAUUAAUGUUGUUUAAGCGUAGCCGUUACCUUCAGCUUGCAAGCGUGUCGCGGUAUAAAUAAUAACAACGAGGAUAAUACAUUAAGUGCAGCAGGCUCGGGCUAUACAUAGAAAUCGGUAUCCGAUCAUUUCGCUUCAACUCCUUCGGUCUGUCCGUUAAGGUUGAUGAAGUAUCCAACGGUUGAACAUAAUAAUAUCUGAGAGAGAGUGUGGGCACCAUGUGCGCGCAAGGCGUUUUGUGUUCAGGGUCACGCACGUUGUUCUUGAUACGUGCACUAUAGGCGCAACUAAGGUAAACAAUUCUGGGGGGGGGGUUAUAUUCCUCCUACCAACAUUUAAAAUAACCUAUAGAUUACCCCCUACUCUUAUAUAUCAUGUUAAUAUAUUUUAGAUUCUGAGCCAAGUUGGAUUUACUGCAAUAUAUCUUUUUUUAUAUGUGACACUAUUUUGGGUUAAGUAUGUUGUAUGCGGUAUUUCAUGUAUAACAUGGAAUAUUAAUGAGGGGAUAAUCCCCCUUGCUCCCCUUAGUUGCGCUUAUGACGUGCACACGGGUGAAAGAAACGCAUAAAUGUAAGACUCGAUACUCAGCUCUUUGAUGAUACAGUAUACUAGGUUAUUCAAAAUGAUUCAUCUGAUUUAAAAUGCUUGGAUAAUUUUAUUUUUUAAUCUAAGAACAAUAUGUUAUACAUUAAAUAAAAGAGAAAUAUGUCAAGUUUAAUUAAUUUUACCUAUAAAUGUUCUAUAUGAGUUCCUCUGGUCACACGAACAACAUCUAGUCGAUACUGAUACACGUGGGUCGGCAUGUGCUUUUUACUUUGCCCAAACACCCUGCUUCUUCAAACUGCUAAUACCAUUGACGUAUGCUCUAAGAAGUCGGUACAUCGAUCCCGUAAUGACGUCGUAAAUCGUGUUGUAUGGUUAUUACGGAUUCACAUUUUGAAAAUCGCAACACACAAAACGCUUUCUGCUGUUCGGUUAACAUAUUCGCAUAAAAUAACUUAUCCCUUAAAAGCAAUAAUUGUAAAACAAACAAUUAAUGACAUUCUAAAACUUGGGUAUACUCACUAUUAAUUGGUGUACAAUUUAAUAAGAUAAAAUGUAUUAUUACUAUUUUAUAGCUAUUUGAAAUCGGAUGAAUCAUUUUGAAUAACCCUGUAUAAAUAUAAUAGCCUGUGUUUUACUCGUACCACGUAUCUUUGUGCCGAUAUCAAUGUUUUUUUUUUUUUACGAUCAUUUAUAUGUAAUCAUAGUAGUAUUGUACUGUAGUGCAUUAGCUUAUCCGUUAAAUUACAAUCAACUUAUGUGUGCUGUUGACAUAAAGUAUACAACUGAAAAAAACAAUAAAUAAUA